This is a messenger RNA of Sitodiplosis mosellana (orange wheat blossom midge), 6100 nucleotides long. RefSeq lists its product as uncharacterized. The record is from RefSeq and is a predicted model, not a curated record. The transcript has 3 exons. Bases 3476 to 5668 code for a protein of 730 amino acids. NCBI's taxonomy places the organism in Eukaryota, Metazoa, Arthropoda, Insecta, Diptera, Cecidomyiidae.
AUACCACUGACCAGAGUCAACAUCUGAAACGCACCAUUUUCUUCUGUGUUCAUUGUUUGGACGAGAGAAAUCCAAUUAAGUCCUUCAGUGGAACAGUCGAAGAUGUGACUUAUCACUGGUCAAAAGAACAUUCGACUGAAUCGAAGCCAUUCCAGUUUUACGCCGUUGCUUUGCUCGAUUGUUUCUAUUGCAAAAAGGUCGGUUCCUAUCAUGAUUUGAUAAAGCAUCACAAGGAAAAGCAUGCAGAUACCCAGUUUAUAAUUGUAGAGCAAGUAGACCAAACAAAGUGCGGAAUGUGUCACUUCAAAGACGGUGAUUUGAGUGAACAUUUUAAAGCAAAACAUGAUGUGAACUCAACACCAAAGAUAUUCAAUCCGAUUUGCUAUUCGGAAGAAAGAAUUGCCGAGUUUUUGACAAUUAAUGUGGCGAAAAAACAUCAAUGCGAUGCAUGCAAUCAAAUAUUUGAAACACAAGAUGAAAUUGGUGCACAUUUCCAAAAUUUUCACAACAGUCGAGCGGUUCAAUCGAAGAAAUUCGUUGACAAUCGAAUCACACCAGAUCAUUUGAUUUGCGGUCAUUGCCAUAAAAAAGUCGAUAGCAAUCGAUAUUUGAAUCAUCUAUCGGAGCAUACCGUUAAUUUUCGUUGCACAAUGGUCAGUGUGUGCAAGUAUGAAUCCGUGCACCUGUCUCAAAUGGCAUUCCAUGAAAAAAUUGUUCACGACAUCGAUUCUUUGAACUAUCAUUGCUCCAUAUUUCCCGGUUGGAUGAAGAAGAAACUCUUCAACACAAAUAUGGUGUUCAGCAAUGGAUUGGUGUUAAAAACGUACAAUUUGCUCGGCACAACGUUUGAUGAUAGCAAAUUGUUGGAUAAGUUUAUUCAAAAGUUUUUGGAGAAGGAAAAACAGCAAGCAAAACAAAUGAUUGAGGCACAUGGCGAAGGCAUGAAUUUGAAUGGGUCAUCGAGUGAUGAAAAUAGGUAUCGGGCUGCGAAUGGAACAAACUUGAAUAGUGUUCCAAAUGAUGGAAAUUUGAAGGAGGCUCCAAAUAACGCAAAUCCUCCAUUUGAGACCACCACGGUAACAUUGAAUGAAGAAGCUUCUGCGAUAGCAUUGAAUGUCAACCGACAGAAUGACCAACCGAAUAUUGAACUCCAUGAGGUUGAAAAUGACGCGAGUGGAAGUGAAACUGAUUCAAUAAGUGAACCAAUACUGAUGACGGCAUUGAGAGAUCAGCAAAAAUUGAUCAAAAACCUGUAUGUCCAAGGAAUCCCACGUAGUAUGAACAUCACAGAUCGAAAUGGAACUUUUCUCAAACUAUGUAAGCAAAUGGAAGUGGACAUUUCUCAUAGCAAUAUUCAGUCAAUUGAUCAGUGUAAAAAAGGUUUUAUUGUGAAAUUGCAUCGCAUGGACACAAAAAAUUUGAUUAUGAGCCAAACACGCGAUAAAUUUGUUUGGUCAAAUGAACUGUUCAAAUUAACUGGAAGCCAAAAACCAUGGAAGGUUUAUAUUAAUGACCAGAUGACCCAUUUCUACGCAAAAAUGUGGUUUGCUGCAAUGGAUUUGAAACAAAAACGGCAUUUGCAUUCAUAUAAGUUGACCAAAGAUGGAUUUGUGGUGAAACGAACAUCAAGGGACGAUGAACGGGUCAUUUUGUCCGAAGAACAGCUUCGCGAGUAUAUCAGACCGGUACAUGGUCGAAGAAGUCAAACGUGAUGGAGAGGGUAAUCUGGACUUAUCCGUCUAUGCACCGGUUUGAUCGAAAAUGACCAAAAUUCGGACGCAGUUUCAGUAUAGAUUAAGCCAAUUUUUGAUAUACCUUUAACCGUUUUGUAUGAAGAAAAUUCAAUUUUUUGUUCACAAUUUUCAGUCACGUCCAUAUAGGAUGGAAAUAAUUUUCAAGCACUUUUAUGAGUGUAUAAAAAUAAAAUGUAUUCGAAUUUGAUCUUCAAUAAAUGGACAGCGCGAAUUUAAAACUUGAAUUAAUUUGUUCAAAAUUAAUCGAUUUUUUUUUAAAUUGAUUCGAAUUGACUUUUUCUCAGAGAACAAAAUUGACUGAAUUUUAUAUUGUUAGAUUUUCGUAUCCGAAAAUUUUACUCUCGAAAUUGUUGAAAGCACGGAACACAUUGAAAUUUCGGUUUUGAAUUGAUUGUUGAUUGCAGCAACCGAUAUCAUGAAUGUUUGAAUUGACUGAUCGGAACAGCUCCAAUAUUAUAGCUCCGUGUUGAAUAUGAACGAUUCUCUUGAAUUGUGAGAACUAAAUGCAUUACGAAGAUAUUCAUUCUGUCAACACACGUGUCGGUUUGAGAACGGUGUUUCAUAUUAUCUUUAUUUGCUUUCUUAGUGGCCCUGGCCAUUCUUCCUAAACAAAAUGAAUCACAUCGAUAUCAGUUUGAUUUCAAAUAAUUUUGAAGUGUUCAAUAAAUACUGUUUAUCAUCGUUGCAAUUGCAUUUGAUAUUGUGACAUGCGCACUAUAGUGGGCCCACUUAUUUACUUUAUUAUAGUAUCGUAUGACGUUUGUGCAGAGUGAUAUGCGAGUCGAGUGUAUUCGACGCGCAAAUAUCAUGCUGUUUUGGGGAUAUAAGAAGAAAAACCAUCCAAAGAAUUGGAUCAGUUCAUUGUGAUCGCAGUUACCAAUCGAAUACAGAGCAAGUAAGUAGGGUAGAAAAAAAUCUCUCGUUUCAAAUGGAUUUCAAUUAUUUACCUCAAUUUUACGUGUUAUAAUUCAAUAAGAAAAUGGAUCAAUAUUCAUUCCGAAGGAGAUUUUAUUCGCUAGAAACUUUCGCUACAUUUGAAUCUGUACUAUGUGUUGUAUAAAAGCGUAAUAUUGUGUAAUUAUUGGGACGUGUACUUGCUGAAUUGAUGUACUCUAUCUUUUGAUGUACACUUUUUUUUGAAUCUAGCCAUUUUUACCAAUCACAUUGAUAUCUGUAGCAUCUCAUCACAUCUUUAUGCUGAAAUUCCAUACCUAAUUGGAUAUAAUUCCACUGACUCUUUGGUCAUAAUUUCCCCGAGAAAUUAUGUCCAUAUGCAUUUGGAUAUAAAUUCUUCUGAUAUUUGGACAUAAUUUCUCAAAUCAAAAUUUUUUCGAUGGGGAAGUUAUGUCCAAAUCUGAAAUGGAAUUAUCAUCUCCAUUGGUACAUACAUAAACCAUUGGUACAUGCAUAAAACAUUGGGACAUCGGCAUAUUGAAGAAGAGAUGGAGAAUGAGAAAUGUGACGAUUAGCCCAGAAUUCUUGGAAUUUUGGGUCGGUUGGAGUAAACGCAACACGACGGUAUCACCGUCGGCACCGCGUGCACCUCCAAUAGAUCAAUCGACACAUUUCUCAUCCCGUUGUUUUUUUUUAUGAAUGCGAUGAUAUUGAGCACUUUCACACUUCAGUCUGAAGUAACAUGAGUGACAAGCAAGUCAAUUUGUGCUAAAAUUUUGAGUUUUUUCAAUCAAUUUUAUUUUUGUUUCGUGUUCAAAUAAAAAAAAAUGGUUGAGCCAACAAAAUUGCGCGUAAUCGAAUUACGCCGAGAGUUAUCGGACAGAAAUUUAGAAAUUGGUGGAAAAAAAAGUGAACUCAUUUCUCGCCUCCAAUUCGCGUUAGAUAAAGAACGACGAGUGCAGCUCACUCAAGCAAGUGAGAGUGCCACAAAUCACGAUGAACGUAAUUCAAUCUCAAUUCAAGAAGGUGGUUCAAUUAACGACAACGAUGAAAAUGAUGCAGACCACGCAUUUCGUACCCAAGCAUUUGAAAUCUUAAUUCGCGAAAAACAUAGUGAAAAUAGUGUGAAUGGUCCAAGUGAACCAACCGUGGUUGAAAUCUCUGAGGCUGAUAGUUCAAUUGACGAAAGCAAUAAUGAAAAUGAUGCAAAUGAUGAUGAUAAUAAUUUCAUUGCGGAUAUCAGUGAAGUCACAUAUGAACUUAUGCAAGGCAAGCGGGCAAACAGCGAAUUUCUCUACUCAAAAGAAGAACGACAGUUCUAUGUGAAGAAGAAAAAACUCGCUAACGGUGUUGUGUCUCUAAUUUGCCGCACCAGCGGCUGCAAAAAUCAUUGCUACCUUGACGAGGAGAAUAAAAAGUGUUCAUUACCGGUGCCUUAUGUGCCGCAUACUCAUCCUACUAAAGAAGAAGAGUACAAAAGGUUAUGCGUUUUGAACAAAAUUAAAAGUGAUUGUGCUAACCCGAAUAUUGUUGCAAAAACAGAAACGAAAACUUCUGUAGUGAAGUCAAUUUUCAAGGAAACAAUCACCGAGAACGAGGAUUCGAGCAUUCAAUACCAUCGCAUCGAACGAACAUUGCGUCGAAUCGCCAAUAAAACUAUGCCAGCUGCACCGAAAACCAUCGAUCAAAUCGGGACGACGUUUGAAAAUGAGCAUGUGAAUCGACUGUAUGGCCAAACUUUACACAAAUCCGAUACCGAAAAAAAUCAGUUCUACAGAACCACACACGUAUCUGAUGAGUAUGCCUACUCAGUGUUCGCUUCACAGCGUUGCAUUGAUUUGAUCGAGGCUCACUAUCAGGUCAAUGAACGGAGAUACAAUAUGGACGCAACUUUCAAAGUUGUGCCGCGACUUUUCUAUCAACUUUUGAUCAUUUAUUUCGAAACACCUUCUAAGCAGACCGUACCGUUCAUUUUCGUACUGAUGACCCGAAAGACAGAGGAGAGUUAUCGGCAUAUUUUUAAAUACAUUGAUGAAAAUGUAUUUUCACUGAAGUGCAAGUCAUUUAUGACCGAUUUUGAGCUCCCGAUGAGAAACGCCCUCAAGUCCGUUUACCCAAAUUCUGAUCAUAACACUUGCUGGUUUCACUUGACCCAAGCGGCCAAGAAAAACAUGUCGAAGUUGAGCACACUAUCGAAGUUAAUCCGAAGAAAUGAUGAGGCACGCACGAUUUACAAAAAAUUAUUGGCGUUGCCACUGCUGCCAGCAGAUCUCAUAGUUGAGACAUUUCACAAAUUGAAGACUUUGGCUCUAUCAAAAUUCAAACAAUUCAAAACGUAUUUGGCCUAUUUUGAGCGACAAUGGCUGCAACGGGAAGGGGCCAACAAGAUUUCGGUGUUUCUUCUCAUCACACGAAGUCAAGCUGCCGUGGAGGCAUACAACGGAUAUCUCGGUCGAAAAAUCAUUGCCCACGCUAAUUUUUUUGUGCUUAUCAACGCCUUGCGUGAUGAAGAAUUCCACAAAAGCCGUGAGUUUGGCCUGCUUCUUUCGACCGCUAACCCACCAUUGCAACGACGCCACUAUCGCAUUCAGGAUGAUAAAAUCCGCAAGAUAAGUGAAAUGUUGCAGAAGAAGCAAAUUGAUGUUGAUGGUUUUCUAAAUGGAAUAACCUGCCCUGACAACAACAUUUUUAGCGACGAGCACUUUGAUUUUUUGGACGAUGGUGUUUCUGAUGAUGAGGACGAAACGGAGCCAAUUGCAUCCAAUUCAAUCAGUUCAGGAAGCUCGGCAAUCUCCGGGAAAACUUGUGUGAUUUGCCUCGAGGCAACCAGCGAUGUUCUGCUGUCAUGUGGGCACUACAAGUAUUGUUUGAGAUUCUUCGAGCUUGAGAGAGCUAAUUUCAACGAAAAGUUGGUUGAACAUCAGCUAUGCCGGCGUGACAUUGAACCCACAUUUAAAUGUCCUCUUUGCCAAGCCCAAAUAACGAGCCACAUGCACGUUAAAAAAAUAUUUGUUGAUUGAAUAAUAAUUUUUCAUAAGAAUCAGAUUUGAAAUUUGCUGGUGUUUCUCACCUUGAAAAUUGUGGCUCAACUGAAUACGAAUUUAUUAUAAACCCUGGUUUAUUCCAUCUUCAGACUAUUUUAUUUAAUAAGUACCAAAGAUUUGUUUAGAUUUAGACGUAAAACUUUUCAUUGAUUUAUUUUUUUGUAUGCAAUAAAUCAAAUGAUGACUUUUGCAGUCAUUAUGCCGUCGUUGCAAUGCUAAAUGCUUCUAAUAGCUUUAAUUCUUUACACGUUUACAAAAGGCUAUUUGAACCAUUGGCAGUUUGACGGCCUUUUAGGCAAUUUCUUUAUCUUUUUAUAAACUUUUUUUUAAUUUUUUGCUUGGCGGUGAAUAAAUAAAAAUAAGUUGUAAACAAAAAAGCGGUGAAAAAAUAAAACAAAAACAAACAAA